Lodderomyces beijingensis is the source of this 1146-nucleotide messenger RNA. The record is from the annotation of a GenBank genome assembly. NCBI's taxonomy places the organism in Eukaryota, Fungi, Ascomycota, Pichiomycetes, Serinales, Debaryomycetaceae.
AUGGCAGACAAAAUCAGAUAUCAUUUGGAACAGUCAGUUCCUGAACUAGAAGACCUCAAGGAGAAAGGCUUGUUUGAUAAACAUGAAAUCACCAUGAUCAUGAGAAAGAGAACCGAUUUCGAGCAUCGAAUCACCGGCAGAGGCAGCACACCAAGGGAUUUUCUCAGAUACAGUGAAUAUGAAAACAAUUUGGAAAAAUUGAGAAAGAAAAGGUUUGCAAGGUUAAGUAAAGUCGGCUUAGUGGAUACAAAGCCAAGUAUCAGUGAUUGGGCCGGUGUGCGUAGAGUCAUGUUUAUCUUGGAUCGAGCCACGAAGCGAUAUCCCGGUGAUAUGGAUCUAUGGUCAACCUAUCUCCAGUUUGCUAAAAGCAACGAUGCCAUCAAGACGGUCUACAAGAUAUACUCUAGAUUAUUACAGUUGCAGCCUAGAAAUAUCGAUGCGUGGUUAUCAGCUGCGAAAUAUGAGUUUGAAGUGAAUGGCAACGCCAAGGGCACGAGACUCUUGUUCCAGCGCGGGUUGAGACUUAACCCUGAAUCAUUGACUUUAUGGUUGAGCUAUGCCCAGUUUGAGUUGACCUAUAUAUCGAAAUUACUUGCUCGAAGGAAAGUCUUGGGUUUGCUAACUGAACAACAACAGAGGGAAGAUGAAAAGGACAAAGACCCAGAGAGCAUGAUUAUCUUGGACGAAGUCAAGAGCAACCUUCCCGAGGCCGACAUGAACAUGUUGGGCAAUCCGGAAACUAAUUCGGCUUUGAAAGGGGAUGUCAUGUUGGCGAUAUUUGACAUUUGCGUGCAAACUUUGAAAACAAAAAACGCUAUAGAAGUUGCUGAAAAGAUGUUGGAUAUCGUUGACAAAUUUGAGGAUUUAAACAGAGAUUAUCUUUACCAACACAUCAUUCUGUACCUUCAAAGAGAACAUCCCGAUGAUACCAAGGCCAAAUUCCUUGACAUCACCUUACCGAUUAGAACAUCUCGCGAUUCCAACUCCUUACAAUUGUCGGUCAACAAAUUCCUCGCAUACAAACACAAGUCCAGCGACAAGAACUUGACAAACAUGUUUACGGACUACAUCAGUGACAAAUUUUUGGGCCAAUCUGCAAAAGUGGAUGAUUUAUUGAAAGCUAUAAUUAAUAAAUGUCGAGCCUAG